AGGCUGGGCCUCCUCAUCCCGAAUAGCGGAUUCUCUUUGUUACGAAAAUGGUGAUUGUUUAAACUCCCCUCCUCUCCCCGGUAAUGUUUAUUUUCGGUAAAUAAAGAUGUUGCCACGCUUGAAAUAUUAUUAUUAAAACAGUGCUUCACGAAUUUGGUGAAAUUUUCCACGAUAUUUCUGCGUUGUUUUCGCGUGUGUUUAUCUUUUUGUUCUUUUUCUUCAUUCUCUUUCCUUUAUCUUGCGCAGUUUUUGCGUCUUUAUUGGAGCAAGUUCAAAAGAUACGAAUGACGUCGUCGCGAAAAGGAAAGGUAUAAUUUGGCGCGAGAAAGACCUGAGGCACAAGAGUCACUUGGCUAUUUUUAAUAUGUUACAAAGCAGCACCGCUCGAGAGAUCGAUACAUUUUUCCGUUUAAAUUCACUCUCAAAUAGAUGUCGUCAGCCCGUCUCGAGCUUCGUUUUCUCUGUGCGUGUUUGUGCGUGUCGCGUCAAAGAUAUUUAUAACAUAAAUUAGAGCGGUACACGGAUAAUGGCUUUUGAGGUUAGCGAGUCGCCAAAGUGCGAACGGUCAUUCUGUCCUUUUUGAAAGACACUCUUCUUUUUUCUCCUCUCCCUUACUCUUCUAUUCUCUCUUCUGCAUCGUGCUCGAGAUUCUUCCUCGUUCACUGUUUAUUAUUGUUCCUCUGUCUUCUUCCACAUUGACCGAUCUUUCGACAAUUUGAUUCGCGCUCCCUGUGCGUUUUGACUUUGACGUAAUCAGCUGGUCGUCGGUCGCGAGUGUGAUCUCGUGUGUACAGAAAAAAAACAAUGCCUCGUUUACGCGUAUCUCGUGAAACUGCAGAUGCACUUGAGAUGGCUGAAGACACAGUUAUUGAGUCUUUCAUAAAUCGUGUUUACUAUCUUGCACGAGAGGGUAUGGCCAUGUACCUUUACCUACUUCUUAUGACACAAACCGAAGAACAAAUUAACACUCUCAUCAAUCAGAAAAUUAUGCAACAGGAUGGAGAAGAAUGCACGCUCCUGACAAUAGCUGCACGCCAUGGACACUUCAAAGUAGUAACGAUGUUGAUCGACAAAUUUAAGCCUGAUUUGGAACAGGAAGGAACAGUGAAAUUUGAUGGAUAUGUCAUAGAUGGAGCGAGUGCACUCUGGUGCGCCGCUGGUGCGGGAUAUCUGGACAUUGUGAAAACUCUUGUGAAGGCUGGAGCAGAUGUGAAUCAUGCCACAGACACAAAUUCGACCCCCUUAAGAGCAGCUUGUUUCGACGGUCGAUUAGACAUUGUAACUUACCUAACGGAGCACAGGGCAAACAUUCACAUAGCGAAUAAAUACAAUAACACAUGUUUAAUGAUCGCAGCUUACAAAGGACACGAAGACGUUGUCAGUUAUUUGCUCGAUCAAGGCCUAAGUCCAGAUGACAAAGCCAACUGCGGAGCGACAGCUUUGCAUUUUGCUGCCGAGUGUGGACAUUCGAAUAUAAUUGUCGAGUUAUUGAAACGCGGGGCUAGCAUAACGAAAAACGAUAGCAAUAUGACACCGAUUAUCACGGCUGCGGAAAGAUCUCGAGCCGAAGUCGUUGAAGCCUUCGUCCAACAAAACGUUGUAACCAAGGAAGAAACAAUCGACGCGUACGAAUUACUCGGCGCAUCUUACGCAAAUGAUAAAGAUAGUUAUUGCCUAGUUAGGGCUUAUAAAUAUCUUCAUCGAGCAAUGGAAUUGAGAUACAGCGAUCCAGAAAAUGUAAUGCGAAAGAAUCUUGGAGAACCUGUCAAAGCCUACGAAUAUUGGAGAGAAUGUGAGACUUUGGACCAAUUGGAAGCUAUAAAAAAUAAUCAAAACGCUCUUCAUAUGGAAGGUCUUGCCAUUAGGGAAAGGAUAUUAGGUCCCCGUAAUGCCGAGGUACCACAUCCGUUGAUAUUCCGCGGAGCAAUAUUCGCUGACAACGCAAGAUUCGACAGGUGCAUCGAUCUUUGGUUACAUGCACUUAAAUUGCGACAGUCUAACAAUAUAUCCGUCGUGAAAGACUUGUUGCGUUUCGCUCAGGUUUUUUCACAGAUGAUACACGUCGGUGUGGAUCUUCAGUUUCAACAAGUACUAGAUGUUCUCGAAGCGAACGUCAUCGAGCUCUGUAGGAACAAAGCAAAAUUGGAGGAAUCCAAUCCAGAGGAUAUCAACCAGUGCAUCAAUGAGUCAGAAUCAAACAUCAUCACGACCCUGUACAUUUUGACGAUUCUCACUAAACUCAUGACCAUCAAUGGUUAUGGGAAAAACUGUGACGAGCCAGAGGUUAAAAGAGCUCAUUAUCUCGUCCACAAACUCUGUGCGCUUCGUUGUACCUUUACCAAUGGCCGAACACUUUUGCAUCUUGCGGUCAAUGCAAAGACUCCUGUUGAUGAUUUUCACACGAAUGACGUGUGCAAAUUUCCUUGCGCAGCUACAGUCAAAUUAUUGAUACAGUGUGGCGCCGAUGUGAAUGCGAUGGACAACGAUAGGAAUACGCCACUUCAUUUGAUCGUCACGUAUCAAAAACCAAUCAGUGGUUUUAUGACGCUCCACUGUAUAAUAUUGGAAUUGAUUGAUGCUGGAGCUCACAUAGAUACCGUAAACAGUCUCGGGAAAACUCCUUAUGAGGCUGCAGCGACUGGUGUUGCAGAAAUCAUAUUACGCACUCGAACGAAAAUUUCACUCAAGUGUAUGGCAGCAAAAGCCGUGAAAACGUACGGUUUGUCAUAUAACGGUCACGUACCACGCACACUCGAAAGCUUUAUCGAACUUCACGGUUCAGGACUGAACCAGGGUUAAUACACCCGGCCACAUGGAACGAACGAAGGGAAAAGAGAACGAUCAAAAAAGAAUGUUAUGUAAAUAAAUUGUAAGAUAGAGAAAGGACACUUAAUCGUGACAGUUAUAUAAAGAAGAUUCAUAGUAUUUAAACAAACAAAAUAAUGGUAUACUCCAAAGUGUAAGUUUCAUACGAGUGUAUUUUAACGAACUCUCUUUGUAAAUGUAUGUGGCUCUGUCUUCAGUCGCUGCUAUGACUUCAGCUUAAUCAACUUCGAAGAUGCAAACUAAUCAAUUAUUUAUUCAUAAGUCAUAUUCAUUUACACAACAGGCCGUAAAAAAUGAAAUAAUAUCAAGUUAACUAGUUUUCUUCUUUUUGUACAAUGUUCAUUGGCUCAAAGAUCAAAAAGGUUUGAUUAAUUGUGUUGAAUGAAACCAAAAUGUUUACAAAA
Venturia canescens is the source of this 3230-nucleotide messenger RNA. It is a transcript of the gene Fem-1, whose product is annotated as protein fem-1 homolog B. Gene Ontology annotation, cellular component: ubiquitin ligase complex; cytoplasm; nucleus. Gene Ontology annotation, molecular function: protein binding. NCBI's taxonomy places the organism in Eukaryota, Metazoa, Arthropoda, Insecta, Hymenoptera, Ichneumonidae. Gene Ontology annotation, biological process: ubiquitin-dependent protein catabolic process. The record is from RefSeq and is a predicted model, not a curated record. The coding region runs from base 805 to 2799 and encodes 664 amino acids. The transcript is spliced from 9 exons.